AUGUUCUCUGUCAUUUUGACUGACAACUUCGGCGAUAAAAGACAACGGUCGUUUGCCCUCGACAAAGCUACUAAAGGAAUUGUCGUCGGCAGACAUAAAUCGUGCGACAUCAUUUUAAAUUCGAUGAUGGUCAGCAACUUCCAUUGCAAAAUACAAAUCAAAGACAACAAUAUGGAGAAGAUCAUCGUCACAGAUACUUCGUCGAAUGGAACUCAGUUCAAUGGAGCGGACAUUGGAAAGAACAACAAAGUCGAAAUUACCAUCGACGACAAAAUUGUGAUAAACAUGUCGACUAAUGACUGUUACUUCAUUGUGUUUUCUAAAGAGCCGGUUGUCUCUUUGAGUGACAUAAUCGUCAAAGACCUUGACCCGAUGUGUUAUAAGAAGUUCUGUUUCCUAGUGAGGUUGGGCGAUGGCCAAUACAGUCGUGUGUACAAGGCGAUGGAUCAAGAGACUAAGGAAGUGAUUGCUCUGAAAGUCUUAUAUCAAACACGAGUUAAUUUUUCACUUGAUAUUAUUGCUAAAAGAGAACUGGACAUUUGGAAGAAUUUACAACACGAAAACAUUGUGAAGUUUCUUGGAGUGUACGAGUCUGAAAACAACACGAUAUUUCAAAUAGAAUACUGUGAAGGUGGGGACUUGUUCACUCGGAUUACUACUUCUGGUAAAAUGGAUGAACAUGAAUCCGCCUUUGUUUUUAUGCAAUUGGUCAGAGGUAUUCACUACCUUCACUCUCAUAACGUCAUCCACAGAGACUUGAAACCAGAGAACAUUUUGUUGAAAGAAAACCGCCCAUACCCUAUCAUCAAAAUCGCAGACUUCGGAAUGGCACGAAAUGAACUCUUUGGAACAACUGCGUGCGGGACUGUCCACUAUGCAGCACCUGAAGUCAUUUUACCAAAGAAAGGAGGCUUGAGAUAUUCAAAGGAGUGUGACGUGUGGGCAAUUGGUAUCAUUUUAUACAUCAUCCUCUCUGGAACGCACCCGUUCUCAAUGGAUAACGAAAACUUAUUGUAUAAGCAAAUCGAGAAAGCCGAUUUUAACUUUGAAAAUCACUGGAGCAACGUCUCGCAAACACCAAAGGAUCUUAUUAAGAAAAUGAUAGUUUUUGAUCCAUCGGAGAGAGCCACAACAGAAGAACUCCUUAAUUCGGAGUGGAUUGAAAGGAACUCGGUGUUCUUCCCAGAUUACAGAAAAAGAGCAGAAAAGGAAACGUCUGUGCAGACUAAAAAGAAAACGGAGGUUAAACUGACCGACAUACCGGAGGAGCUGAUUGAUGAAUGUUUGGAAGAACAUGAACAAAUUGAGCAAAUCAAAGAAGUGAAAGGAGAGGAUAAAAAGCAAGAGCAAGCAAAAGAAGAGAAGGCUGAAGAGAAACAAGAAAACAAAGAAAAUAAUUGA
Messenger RNA from Entamoeba invadens IP1, 1401 nucleotides. RefSeq names its product calcium-dependent protein kinase, putative. The record is from RefSeq and is a predicted model, not a curated record. Gene Ontology annotation, molecular function: calcium-dependent protein serine/threonine kinase activity; calcium/calmodulin-dependent protein kinase activity; calmodulin binding. The coding region runs from base 1 to 1401 and encodes 466 amino acids. Gene Ontology annotation, cellular component: cytoplasm; nucleus. Gene Ontology annotation, biological process: intracellular signal transduction; peptidyl-serine phosphorylation; protein autophosphorylation. NCBI's taxonomy places the organism in Eukaryota, Evosea, Mastigamoebida, Endamoebidae. The transcript has 4 exons.